CAUCCGAAGUUGCCUCCAUCUUACCCCAUCUUCCUCCCUCGCCAUGAAAGACCAAGCAUCAUCAUACAUGACACAGAAUGAGGGGAUGAUGGGUUAGUUUACCCGAAUACCGAGUCUUUGUGAGUAUAUCCUGCAUGCACAGCAGUGUACGUGGACGCAGUCUAUCUUCGAACACCAGAAUCCCACAAUGAUUCUAAAUCUGAACGCAUGUCUCUACGCCAUAGCGGUUGUGGUAGCCGUGUGCAAUGGUACUCCUACCUUGACAGCUGAGCUUGACUAUGGCACCUUCGAAGGAUCUCACUCAGCAAGAUACAACUUGAGUUACUGGCAAAAGAUACCCUUCGCCGCUCCCCCUGUUGGACAGAAUCGUUUCAGAGGACCUCAACCGCCCAUUCCAAUCACUAAUGGCACAUAUAACUCAACACAGGCUUUUGACAUGUGCCCUCAGAGGACCGUGAACGGAUCUGAAGACUGCCUGUAUCUUGGGUUAUACUCAAGACCCUGGACUACAGGACAGCCAUUGAGACCGGUCGUGGUGGUGUUCUAUGGAGGAGGGUUUAUUCAGGGCAGUGCCUACUUUUCUAUUCCUCCGUCAGGCUAUCCCGUACUCAACGUUUCCGAUUCUAACGACUUCAUUUUCGUCUACACAAACUACCGAGUCAAUGCUUUUGGUCUUCUGCCGGGCAAAGAGAUUGCUGAAGAUCCAACCUCUGACCUGAACCCAGGGCUUCUGGACCAACAUGCUGCGCUGCAGUGGACUCACAAAUACAUCUCUCAAUUUGGUGGUGAUUCUUCCAAUGUGACUAUCUGGGGUCAAUCAGCUGGAGGUGGUAGCGUAGUUGCUCAAGUCAUUGCGCAGAACGGCAAGACAAGUCCCCCCUUGUUCUCCAAAGCUUUGGCGUCGUCUCCAUUUUGGCCAAAGACUUACAAGUACAACGCACCUCAAGCUCAGGUACUCUACGACUCUCUUGCUAACCUUACGGGCUGCUCCGGACCCAACUCUCUGCAGUGCCUCAAGAGUGUUGAUGUUCAGGCCAUCCGAAAUGCCUCCCUUGUCAUUUCUGGGUCUCAUGUUUACAACACAUCAUCCUAUAGUUGGUCACCCGUCAUCGAUGGCACGUUUCUGACGCAAUCACUAUCAUCUGCAACUGCUCGUGGUCAGGUCAACAUCGACUAUGGAUUUGGCAUGUAUAAUUUGCACGAAGGAGAAAACUUUAUUCCUCCAGGUUUUCAGCAUGCAGCUAGUUCCGGCUCGCCGCCGUUCAAUUCAUCAGUCAUAUCGCUUACAGCCUGGCUGAAGGGGUAUCUGCCAGGACUAUCGGACCGUGAUAGAAUGCGAGUACUGUCUCUGUAUCCCGCACAAGGGUCGGCAGAAGGGCUUCCCAACUAUAACACCACCUACAUUCGUGCAGGCCUUAUCUUCAGAGAUACUGUCUUGGCUUGUCCUGCCUAUUGGAUGGCUGGCGCUGCCCAGAAGAAAUCGUUUCUUGGAGAAUACACUAUCUCACCUGCUAAACACGCUUCUGACACAAUCUAUUGGAAUCAGGUGAAUGACAUCCAAAAAACCGACACUUUUACAUAUCAAGGAUACGCAGGAGCUUUCGCAUCAUUCUUUCAGACGGGUGAUCCGAACGCACAUAAAUUGACGAAUUCGUCUGUUCCUGGAGUGCCAGAGCUUGAUUCCGGAGAGCAGUUUUUGGUAUCAUCAGAUGGAUUUUCUGGCAUCUCGAUCGCACAACUGGCUCAGCGAUGCGACUAUUGGCGUAGCGUGGCCCACAAAAUUCCCAUAUAAGCAUUUGGACAUCUCUGAGGGCAUGUAAGAGAUCAAGUCAUAGCUAGCAAUUUCGUAAAC
This is a messenger RNA of Aureobasidium pullulans EXF-150, 1852 nucleotides long. Its product is annotated as carboxylesterase. The transcript is spliced from 3 exons. The record is from RefSeq and is a predicted model, not a curated record. Lineage: Eukaryota; Fungi; Ascomycota; Dothideomycetes; Dothideales; Saccotheciaceae. Bases 188 to 1792 code for a protein of 534 amino acids.